Molecule: messenger RNA, 914 nt
Organism: Nymphaea colorata (pocket water lily)
Lineage: Eukaryota; Viridiplantae; Streptophyta; Magnoliopsida; Nymphaeales; Nymphaeaceae
Product: heavy metal-associated isoprenylated plant protein 39-like
Exons: 3
Coding region: 248-634 (128 amino acids)
Molecular function (GO): metal ion binding
Source: RefSeq, a predicted model, not a curated record
CCUCGAAGUCGUCCACCCUCCAAUUCUCCACUGCCUUGACCAUUUCUCCCUCUCUUUCCUUUAAAUUCUCCAAGUAUUGCUUCGAACCCGCAGGCUUCGUGUCUUCUCAAGCUCUCUUCUUCUUGCUCUUCUUCUCAUCAUAAUCAUAUCUAUUACCCUCCCGCAACUUCGUUUGUGACAGUUCCCUUAUCAUUUAUAGUCCUUUUUUCUUGACUCUGUUUGAGCUUGGUGCUUGUCAAAUUUAAAUAUGAAGAAAGUGGUCGUGAAAUUGGAUUUGCAUGAUGACAAGGCGAAGCAGAAGGCGAUGCGGGCUGUCUCAACUCUUUCAGGGAUCGAUCAGAUAGCCAUGGACAUGAAGGAGAAGAAGCUGACUGUGGUUGGGGACAUUGAUCCGGUAGACGUGGUCGGCAAAUUGAGGAAGCAAUGGCACACAGAGAUAUUGACCGUGGGGCCUGCCAAAGAGCCAGAAAAGAAGAAAGAGGAACCCAAGAAGGAUGAACCCAAGAAGGAUGAAUCCAAGAAGGAUCCAGUGGCAGAGUUGGUGGCUGCUUACAAGAACUACAACCCCUGCUACACCACCCACUACUAUGUUACUAGCGCAGAGGAGAACCCCAACGGCUGUGUCAUCUGCUAGAACGGGACCUUCCAUUGGUUUGGUAUUCCUCCCCUGCCCUUCUUAUCCCAGGAGAAAAAGCGAAGAAACUUGGUGGUGGCUUCCGAGAACCAUCUUUCAAGAAACAAACCUGUAUUCUGUAUAUACUAUAUAGUUUUGGAUAUUGAUUCUUCUGCGUGUCUCUGGAUUUAGAAAUUGUGAGAGAUUGAUGGUUUAGAUGGAUGCCAUCAAUAGUAAGGACUUCCUUCUCCUUGUUUCCCGGCUGUAAAUCAGUGAAGACUGAAGAAACAUUCGUUUUUCA